AUGGAACAUUUCUAUUCCAAGCAUCAAACUAUCCGUUCACAACUUUUGGAGUUAUCCUUAUCCCGGCAAUGUGAUACGCCUUGUGGCUUGGUGAAUGAAGCAAAUACGGACAAUCCCUUUGGGGUUAGGAUAAGACCAGGUGAUGUUACCAGUUUUCCUGCAUUAAACACCCUUGAUCUCACAAUAGACGUACUCGACCUCGCACCUGGUGCAAAUGUUCCAGUUCACACACACCCUCGAGGAAGUGAAGCUAAUUUAGUCAUAAAAGGGAAAGUCCUUUUUGGGUUCAUAACUACUAAUAAUGUUUUGUACUCAAAGGUUCUGAAUGCUGGAGAGCUGUCUAUUAUUCCUAUAGGACUUGUGCACUUUGUACGGAAUGUUGGACCGGAAAAGGCCGUCGUGGUAGCUGUUUUUAAUAGUCAAUCGCCUAGAGCUUCAGUAAUUCCUUUUAACCUCUUUGGUUCUAAGGCAGCAAUUCCUAAUGAUCUUUUGGCUAAAAACUUCCUAGUUGAUGAGAACGUCAUCGCCAGCAUUAAGUCUAAGUUCGAAAUCCAAUAUCUUGAUAGUUUGGCUGAAGAUACUUUGUUAUCUGAUUCACAGAUGCAAGAGUUGGUGGGCUGCAAAAAGGACUUUGAAAGGACAAAAGCUGCAAGACAUAUUGGUAUUCUGGAUGUUAACUUCUCUGAAGCUGAAGUUUUACAAGCAAUUCAAGAUCUAGAACAUGAUAAGGCACCAGGCCCAGACGGCUUCCCCAUUAUCGGUUCAAGAGGUGUUAGACAAGGAUGUCUCAUGUCUCCACUUUUAUUCAACAUUGCUAUGGAAGGUUUCUCUAGAUAUAUUGAUAGAGCCGCUAACUCUGGUUUAUUCAAUGGUUUUUUUAUGGUGGAGAAUGGUUCUGUCGUUAAUCAUUUGCACUAUGCAGAUGAUACUAUCUUCUUUGUUGACAACAAAAAAGAGGAACUUACCAACUUAUUCUCCAUUCUACAUUGUUUUGAGUAUAUUGCAGGUUUGAAGGUCAAUAAAUCUAAAACACGACUGAUUGCAAUUGGAGAUGUCCCUCCAAUUAAUGUAUGGGCUACAGAGUUGGGGUGUGCAAUUGAUACAUUUCCUUUCAUGUACUUAGGUAUGCCUCUGGGAGAAAAGCCUAAAUCUAAGGAAAUUUGGGUACCUAUUAUAGAGAAGUAUGAUACAAGAUUUUCUAUAUGGAAUCAGAUUUCUCUUACCAAAGGAGGAAAGUUAGCUCUCUUGAAAUGCAUUUUAACUUCCCUUCCUAUGUACUACUUUUCCCUUUUCAAGGCACCAAUUUCAGUGAUCAAGAUUUUAGAAAAGAAAAUGAGAACUUUUCUGUGGGGAAAUAGCAGUUUUUCUCAUUUGAUAAAAUGGGAAGUGGUAUAUGCGGAUAAAGAAAGAGGAGGAUUAGGAGUGCUCAAUUUGAGAUUCAUGAACUUGGCUCUUCUAGCAAAGUGGAGGUGGAGAUUUGGGAUAGAGAAAAAUAGCUUGUGCUAUAAUCUCAUAGUUGAGAAAUAUGGAUGCAACUUCUCUCAAUGGGUUACAGGUCCGGUUUAUUUCCCACACGGAGUAUCCUGCUGGAAAACUAUUUCGGAAACUAGUGAUCUGAUUAAUAAUAACUCCUCUAUGUGCGUCCAUUCUGGCGCUAGGAUUUCAUUCUGGUAUGAUAAGUGGGUGGGUACUUCAUCUCUGGAAAAUAAUAUUAAUCUUCUUUGCAAGCUAGAUAGACUUCAGUUUGGCACUCUAGCUGAUCACAUUACAUCUGACGGCGCCUGGAGAUUCGAUUUCAAGAGGGUUUUAAAUAACUCAGAAGUGGCCCAGUUAGCAGGGUUACUCAACAUUAUUGGCAGCAAUCCCCCUACAACAGAUACCCUACAUGAUACUAAGCGUUGGAAACAUCACACCUCAGGGUGUUUUUCUGUUAAAACCUUAUACCAGACUUUCAUAUCUGUCGAUGGUGUUGACAACUUCCCACAUCAGUUUAUUUGGAUGGAUGGAGUUCCACCAAAAGUCUCCUUCUUAUUAUGGUGUGUUGUUCAUGGUAAGUUAAUCUCUUUAGACAUGUUACAUCGCAAAGGGAUGGACGUUUACAGCUUUUGCAUUCUAUGUGGUGAUAGUAAUGAGUCGCAGGACCAUCUUUUACUGCACUGUAAAGUUGCUUACAGCACUUGGAUGGAUGUUACUCCUGAUAAGCAUUGGGUUUGGGUGUUUCCGGAGACUAUGUUUUCUCUGGAUCAUACAUGGUCUCGUAAUUCUCUUUGA
Molecule: messenger RNA, 2271 nt
Organism: Papaver somniferum (opium poppy)
Lineage: Eukaryota; Viridiplantae; Streptophyta; Magnoliopsida; Ranunculales; Papaveraceae
Exons: 6
Coding region: 1-2271 (756 amino acids)
Molecular function (GO): manganese ion binding
Source: RefSeq, a predicted model, not a curated record